Molecule: messenger RNA, 928 nt
Organism: Sciurus carolinensis (gray squirrel)
Lineage: Eukaryota; Metazoa; Chordata; Mammalia; Rodentia; Sciuridae
Gene: Ska2
Product: spindle and kinetochore associated complex subunit 2
Exons: 4
Coding region: 100-465 (121 amino acids)
Biological process (GO): mitotic cell cycle; cell division; chromosome segregation
Cellular component (GO): outer kinetochore; spindle microtubule
Molecular function (GO): microtubule binding
Source: RefSeq, a predicted model, not a curated record
GCGAAACAUUGAGUGACAGCUGUCCAAUGGAGACCCUCAGUGCUAGUACGGCUUGCAGCUUAAGCGCCGCCGCGGUCUGAGGAAUGUCAACUAUUCAACAUGGAGGCGGAGGUCGAUAAGCUCGAACUGAUGUUCCAGAAAACUGACUCUGAUCUGGAUUACAUUCAGUAUAGACUGGAAUACGAACUCAAGACAAAUCAUCCCAAUUCAGCAGGCCAGAAAAAUCCAGUUACAGUCUUAAAGGAUUUGUCUGCGAUAAAAUCUCGCUAUCAAACUUUAUAUGCACGUUUUAAACCAGUUGCUGUUGAGCAGAAAGAGACUAAGAGCCACAUUUAUGCUACUUUGAAUAAGACUAUGACCAUGAUACAAGAACUACAAAAGCAAACAGACCUGGAGCUGUCACCACUGACUGAAGAGGAGAAAACUGUGAUAGAGCAAUUAAAAUCUCACAUAACAGACUUAUGAAGAAAUGUACUUGCAAAAGGAAACUAAUGAAGAGAUCUGUUCCAGAGAAAUUUAGGACAAUGUCUUGUUAACACUUGAUUAUUAGAGGUGGGGGACUGGUAAAGGAGAAGGAGGUUUGGCUUGAGUGACAGGGUAUGAUGCCUUUAAUCUGAGUGGAAAUUAUAAGAGCAGAUAUUAUUUGUAUAAAAUUUAGCUGAAAAAAAUAAAAGGAAUGGGAAUGUAGGGAUUUAAAUAUAUAUUUACAUAUAUACCCUUAGUUUUAACUAAGGAAGUCCCUUAAUAUUAUUUUGGACCUGUUUUCUUUUUGUGUAGUUGAGAUAAUGUAGAUAUUCUGUCUUGUCAUAAAAUAAUGUUUAUGUAUAUUUCAGGAGUCAAUGUGUAAAUGAGUAUGAUUUAGAAAGUAAAGAACAAGCAACAUUUAAAAAAUUUAUUUGCAUAAAACUUUCAUUUUUUGCAAUGUUGA